Molecule: messenger RNA, 2217 nt
Organism: Etheostoma spectabile (orangethroat darter)
Lineage: Eukaryota; Metazoa; Chordata; Actinopteri; Perciformes; Percidae
Product: vasoactive intestinal polypeptide receptor 2
Exons: 13
Coding region: 312-1637 (441 amino acids)
Biological process (GO): adenylate cyclase-modulating G protein-coupled receptor signaling pathway; cell surface receptor signaling pathway
Cellular component (GO): plasma membrane
Molecular function (GO): peptide hormone binding; G protein-coupled peptide receptor activity; vasoactive intestinal polypeptide receptor activity
Source: RefSeq, a predicted model, not a curated record
UUUGUAAGGGAGUGACCCGGACCACCGGCUCACUACGGACGGGAAGCGGCUCGUGUCGAGUCAGUUUGUCAGUCUCAGGUGAACUCAGCGGUUCCUUCAGCUUUUAUUUCUUCUUCUUUUGGGAGACACAGAGAGGUCCGUGCGUAAAGCUGCGGAACCACCGAGCCAAAAGAAGAAGAAGAAGAAGAAGAAAACUGAUUUACAGGCGACACUGCGCGUUAAACCUCCCCGGACCAGUCCAGUGCGCGUGCCUCGUGGGGGACAUGUCCGCCAGGUGAGCUGCUGGUCCCCGGGCUGGAGGACAUGAGACCAUGGCCGUUACGCACCGGCUCGCCCUGCUGCUCCUCGGCUUCACCUCCACCCUCACGGUUAAUGGAAAGGUUCCUAGCUGCCAGUUCCACUGGGAGAUACAGAGGGCCAGGAGAGAGUGUCAGACGCAACUGCAGCAACAGAUGCCUGCUAGCACAGGAUGUCGUGGUGAGUGGGACAACUUGUCGUGUUGGCAGAGCGCGGCGGUCGGCCAUGUGAUGACCCUCCCCUGCCCCUCCCCCCUCCUGAACCUGUUUGGAAAAAACGGUAACCUCAGCAGGAACUGCACGGAGAGAGGUUGGUCCGACGUCUACCCCGUCAUCACCGUCGCCUGCUGGUCCAACAGCACGGAUGAACCCAGCAAGCUGGUCUUCUACCAGAUGGUGAGGAUCCUGUCCACUCUGGGCCACAGCCUGUCCCUCAUCACUCUGCUCACCAGCACCAUCAUCAUCUGUUGGUUCAGGAGGCUCCACUGCACGAGGAACUACAUCCACGUGAACUUGUUUUUGUCGUUCAUGCUUCGAGCUGUGUCCGUGCUGAUCAAAGACGCGCUGCUCUUCUCAGACGACCAAAACACAGACUGCAGCACGCAACCCUCGCUGGUGGGCUGCAGGGCCAGCCUGGUGUUGUUCAACUACUUUGUCAUGGCCAACUUCUUCUGGCUGCUGGUGGAGGGCCUGUACCUGCACACGCUGCUGCUCGUCAUCCACAGCUACUCCCCCCGCCUCUCCAUGUACAUGCUCAUCGGCUGGGGAAUCCCUUUAGUUUUCAUGCUAGCGUGGAUCAUAUGCAGGAUAAACCUGGAGGACACGAGGUGUUGGGAGUUGAACGACAACCCUGUCCCCGACAGACUGAUGAACUGGCCCAUCAUGGCUUCUGUCAUUAUCAACUUCAUCCUGUUCAUCAGCAUCAUCCGGAUCCUGGUGCAGAAGCUGCGCUGCACUGAUGUCGGAGGAAAUGAGCAGUCGCAAUACAAACGUCUGGCCAAGUCCACCCUCCUGCUCAUCCCUCUGUUUGGGGUGAACUACGUGGUGUUGGUCUACCUGAUGAAGCCCACUGACAGAAACAUGGAGCGUAUCAAGAUCGUCUUUGAACUCGGCCUCGGAUCUUACCAGGGUCUAAUUGUGGCUGUCCUAUAUUGUUUUCUCAACAGCGAGGUCCAGAGUGAGCUGAGGAGGACGUGGAGGAGUUUAUCCCUCAAGCGUUACGUGGGGCGGGACUACAGGCUGCACACGACGUCCGUCAGCCGCAAUGGCAACGAAGGCUCUCAGUUCCCCAGGAACUCCCGAGCCCAGUCCAUCCUGCAGACUGAGACCACUGUGCUCUGACCAAGGGGGGGAGGACGGAGGCCGCCUGUUUUUAUAAAGACGUUCAGGACCGAUGCUUGCAUUUAGGCAGGUACAGCAAGAAAACAAAGAACAUUACAAAAACCAAAACCAUUAAAGAAGUUCUGUAUUACAAAGAAGUUGUGUGGUGUUUGGUCUGCCUUAGUAAGAUGGAGAAAUGGGAUUCAGCCAGUGUUAGUUAGGUGUUAGUUAGUGCUAUGUUCCCACUGGAAUUUAACUCUUCAGGAUGGAAUAAGAUCUGAAACUGUAGACCAUCAUGGGACACAAAAACUAUUCAAUAAAAGAGAUUAAUUUCCUUUAAAUUAAAUAAACAAAUGAAUAAAUAGGUACAAAAAAUACAUCCCUUGAGAUUUUCCAUACUUCUGUAAGGGUUUCUACCAACAACUAAAACACAUUCUUGCCUUGUACAGAGAAUGAUUUAGUAUUUUACGUCUUGUUUUUUUAAACACUUGAGUGUAUUAACGUUGGUUAUGUACAUGUCGAGGGAGAUAUAUAAGCUUUUGAACACAACUGCAAAUCUGUGACUCCACAUGUUUAUGUAUAAAAGCUUCUUUCAUAGAGA